AAAGGAAAUUGCACCUUUAGGUCCACCCGAUGAGAAUUUUGAUUACAAAUCAUGGGACGCCACGAAGAUGGAGAAAGACACUACAAAGGUGAAAGGAUCAGAAGGACGCCAUAGUGAACUAACUAUUAAAUCAAUGGACACAGAAAAAAUGGAUAUGGUACAGAGGUAUUUGGAGAAUGUGCCAGAGAAGUGCAGUGUGAUUACCGAUGCAAGUGACAGCGGUUUGGGAACACGCACUGCUGUGUCUGAAGAGGAAACAGAAGACGGGAGAGAUCCCAAAAGACUUUGCCUUAGAGAUCUGAGGAAAGAAUCAAUUAACGAACUGGAUAGGAGACUUGGUGUUGAUAGAGUUGGGUCAGAAAGGGUUUUUCAGUUUUUCGGUCUUAAAUCGGGCUCCAAGUCUUACAGGUAUCGUUGUGUUUCUCGGAUUGCACAAAGCUUUCCUGACACUCCUGUUGACCUAAUAAGGCAAUGUUUCGAGGCUCUGCAAAUGUACGAUCUUGUUGAUCUUCUGGAAAAGGCGGUGAAACCAAUUUCACUUCAUCCUGUCCUUUCCCCAGAAGAACUACAGACUUUACGGACUGAUAAUCUUCCCACAAAGUGUCACAACAAUGUGGUGGUAUUGGUAGUGAAUGACAGUACGGACAACGUCCUCAACCAAAAGAUUGAGGCAUUCUUUAAAGAAUUGAAUUCGCAGAACGUUGUCACAGUGAUUGAAUCUUCUUCCUCAAAAGAAAACCGCAAGGCACUGAGUGAUUUGAAAAUGAAGCGCAUGCAGAAGGAAAGACUUGUUUUAGAGGCAAAGGAGUUGAUAUCGCCUUCUAAUUAUAUCAGAAGAAAACAAAUGCAGUGGAAAGAACCUUUUCACAGCAGUCGUACUGGGAAUUUUUUUCGUAAAAUCGAGAAUGACGUCGAAGAACUUAGCAAGCAGAUUGAAAUGGACAAACCGCUUAUGGAGAAACUACUGAGAGAGACUGAGAAGGCCAAGACGAUCACAACAUCUGCUAUGGACAACUGGAUUCAGAAUCAAGAGAAAUUCACCGCGAUUGUUUUAGUGUUCGUCAUCGAUGAAAGGAAAUCAAUUUACAAUUAUGAUGAUCUAGCAGAAUGCGUGGCGUCCAAGUUAACAUCGCUUCCGCAUCACACGAAAGUGGUGGUUGGUGCUCCUAGGAGCAUAAUCAUUGAUAAGGUUCCUGAGAUUCUUUCUGUUGGUUCUCCAGGCAUGCCACUUAAAUCUUCGAUCUAUAAUUCGAUGAUCGAGAUUUUCUUCAAACGAUACCAUCAAUUGGAUCUCAUUUCAAUGAUGAGAGAAUUAAAAAGAACUUGUCCAGAACUAAAUCCAGAGCGACGUAUGGAUGUUAUUCGAAGCAAUCUUUCUACUCUUCCAAGUUUUGAGAAAAGAAAAGCACAGGAGCUCGAGCAAAGCUAAUCAUAUGUGAAUUAAACGGAACACUAUUUGAAUAAGAAAUAAUCAUCUACAACUAAGAAGGUACAAUAAGGGACCGGUCAUCCGGUCAUUAGGUAUCGCCUAGGGUGGGGGAUAGACGAUUUUGGUUGUGUCACGAUGAUCCUGAUCCCCCGAAGGCUUUGUAAUGUUAUUAUGAUCCCCUUUUCAUUGGCAGUCAAUAAGCAGUCAGUUUUGCAUGGUCCCCUUUACACUCUGUUGGUAACGACUGAUCCCCCUCCGUUACCCUCCUGGAAACCUAAAAUCCCCCAAAAACCUUACACCCCCUUCCCAGGGGAUGGUUCCGGUCUCCAACUGACUGUUAAGCUCCUUCCUAAAGUUGUAUUUUCCUUGUUUUCAAGUACCGAGGAAACUGUGACUUUAGAUUAAUCUUAUCUUUGAAAUAUUUAUUUUUUCUUGAAUUAGGGAGGAAAUGCUAUUUACAUUCAGAGAUGUUCAUCAUGCUAUUGCGAAAAAAUUUAUUUGCAAAAGCACGACAAAUAAAACCUGGGUAGAGAAUAUACCUGAAUCUUCAUUCUAGGGAAUAUUCUCGAAAUUUUUUUUUCAUAAUUAUCGCCUAGUUGAUAUGAAUUAAUGUUGACUCUUUCCUAGAGCUGAGUAGUAGAGCGGCGGAGGUAUCAAAACGCAAAAACUCGAAGAACUCAAGCAUGAGCGUACGCAAGCUAGUUUUCUCUGUACUGGCAUUUACGUCUUUCUUCCGCUUCGGCGCUUUAUUCGCUGUGUUGCCUCUCUAAGCAAAGAAGAGAGAGAAAAACCUCUAGUGUCUUAAGAGGUUGUCUUUUAUUAGAAAAACAAUUGUCGAUAGCUUUUUAGGGUAGGUACAGAAUUCAUUUAGCAGACAUUUAUCACACGAUGUAACCGUGCAUCCAAAGUUGAUCAUUACAAACAAACAAUAGUUGAGAUAAAUAUAAGAUAGCAACAGAUUAUGAUGCAAAAUUCUGCUUUGGAGACUAGUUUAGAUGUGUUAAUUGGAACUUUGUAACAGCAAGGCAACAAUGUUUUGUAGAAAAUGA
Molecule: messenger RNA, 2478 nt
Organism: Stylophora pistillata
Lineage: Eukaryota; Metazoa; Cnidaria; Anthozoa; Scleractinia; Pocilloporidae
Biological process (GO): regulation of apoptotic process
Molecular function (GO): protein binding
Source: RefSeq, a predicted model, not a curated record